UGUAUCGAGCUAUGCUUCGGGAAUCGGGACUCGGGAGUAAAGUGAGUGGACCUUCCCUUCCGCCGACAGGCUGCUGUCAUACGGCCACCAUGUUAUCCCAUUCCCGGUGUCUCACCAGGAAUUUAGGUCGUUCCCUCUCUGCUCUCCGUCAGGGGAACAAUGUGUUAGCUCGUCGAGCCACGGCAGCACUGUCAGCUAGCCAUUCUCUCACCUUCGCCAGCCAUGUAAAAUAUGAUCCUCGGACCACCGUCUUCCAAGUCCGGUACUUUCGGACUUCUGUAACCUAUAGGGAUGAAGUCGUAACAGUUAACACCCCUGCGUUUGCAGAGUCUGUUACAGAAGGUGACGUGAGGUGGGAAAAAGCUGUUGGGGACACUGUCAGCGAGGAUGAGGUGGUGUGCGAAAUCGAGACUGAUAAGACGUCAGUGCAGGUUCCCUCUCCUGCUGCUGGGGUGAUCGAGGAGCUUUUGGUACCAGAUGGAGGAAAAGUUGAGGGAGGAACUCCACUCUUUAAGCUUCGAAAAGGAGCUGGUGCUCCCAAAGCUGCAGAAACUCCAAAAACUGAGGCUCCGGCUGCUGCAGCACCUCCACCACCUUCUGCUGCCCCACCUCCUCCACCCUCGGCUGUGGGCCCUAUUCCCACCACGAUGCCCCCUGUGCCACCUGUGCCAGCACAUGCUAUGGACUCCAAACCAGUUUCCGCCAUCAAGCCCACGGUUGCUGCACCUGCACUGGAUGCCCAAGCAGAAGUUGGCGCUAAAGCAGCCAGGACAGAAAGCAGGGUCAAGAUGAACCGCAUGAGGCUGAGAAUCGCACAGAGACUGAAGGAAGCCCAGAACACCUGCGCAAUGUUGACGACAUUUAAUGAGGUCGACAUGAGUAAUGUCACAGAGUUGAGGAAGUCUUAUAAAGAUGCCUUCCUGAAAAAGCACAAUGUCAAGUUGGGCUUCAUGUCUGCAUUUGUGAAGGCUGCAGCCUACGCACUGGUUGACCAACCUGCUGUCAAUGCCGUCAUUGAUGACACAACCAAAGAGAUCGUCUACAGGGAUUAUGUCGACAUCAGUGUAGCUGUGGCCACACCAAAGGGGUUGGUGGUUCCUGUUAUCCGAAAUGUCGAGGGAAUGAAUUUUGCUGAUAUCGAGAAGGCCAUCAACAUGUUGGGAGAAAAGGCACGUAAAAACGAGCUGGCUGUUGAGGACAUGGAUGGCGGAACCUUCACUAUCAGCAACGGUGGCGUGUUUGGGUCCAUGUUCGGCACACCAAUCAUCAACCCUCCACAGUCUGCUAUUCUCGGAAUGCACGGCAUCUUUGACAGGCCAGUCGCCGUCAACGGAAAGGUGGAGAUCCGUCCCAUGAUGUAUGUUGCACUGACGUACGAUCAUCGUCUGAUUGACGGUAGAGAGGCCGUCACUUUCCUACGCAAGAUCAAGUCCGUAGUAGAAGAUCCCAGGGUAUUGCUCCUGGAGAUGUGAAGCCCUGGAGUUAGAGGCUCAGCGGAUUAAAGGAACACUCACAAACUGGCUGUAUUCACCCGAGGGACAUUACCACACCUGCAGUUCUAUGUUUGCAUUGGAUACCUGGAAAAAAAUGGAUUUUAGGGAAGAGCUUAUGAUACAGAACCCCAGUGCAAUGGCUUAUAGUAGUAAAAGGUUUUGGAUUGGGACUUUGAGUGGUGCUGGGAUCGAGAUCAAAAAAGACAUUGUGUAUCUUUAGCGCCAUAUGAUGUUUUCUACAUACAAUCAAAAUAUUUUCAACUUAUUGUGAGAAGAAAUGACUACGUGUGAUUUCGUUAUUUAGACAAUUGGUUUCAAACCAAGAAACACUAUGUUCUUUAAUGUUCAAAGUGUGAAAAACAUACUGAGCAAUUUUUGCUAUGUUUCACAAAUGAGUAAAAAUCUUUAUGCUAUGGAAGAGGAUAUUUAAGAAGACAUUUAAACAAUAAAACAUGAGCUGCA
Messenger RNA from Thalassophryne amazonica, 1955 nucleotides. RefSeq names its product dihydrolipoamide S-succinyltransferase (gene dlst). Gene Ontology annotation, biological process: tricarboxylic acid cycle. Gene Ontology annotation, molecular function: dihydrolipoyllysine-residue succinyltransferase activity. Lineage: Eukaryota; Metazoa; Chordata; Actinopteri; Batrachoidiformes; Batrachoididae. Gene Ontology annotation, cellular component: oxoglutarate dehydrogenase complex. The transcript has 15 exons. The coding region runs from base 12 to 1472 and encodes 486 amino acids. The record is from RefSeq and is a predicted model, not a curated record.